This is a messenger RNA of Kluyveromyces marxianus DMKU3-1042, 1014 nucleotides long. RefSeq names its product GET complex subunit GET2 (gene GET2). Bases 1 to 1014 code for a protein of 337 amino acids. Gene Ontology annotation, cellular component: GET complex. Lineage: Eukaryota; Fungi; Ascomycota; Saccharomycetes; Saccharomycetales; Saccharomycetaceae. The transcript has a single exon. Gene Ontology annotation, biological process: protein insertion into ER membrane; retrograde vesicle-mediated transport, Golgi to endoplasmic reticulum. The record is from RefSeq and is a predicted model, not a curated record.
AUGUCGACUGAACUAUCUGCAGCAGAAAAGCGCAGAUUGCUUAGAGAAAGAAGACAGCAGAAGUUCUCCAAUGGUGGAGCCUCCAGCAGAUUGAACAAGAUUACUGGUCAGCAAGAGGGCUCUUUCUUGUCCUCUAAGUCUGUUUUGGACGAGAAAAAACCAGCACCAGCACCAGCUGCUACUACUACAGCCACCAGUUUUAAUGCUAAUUCUAGCACGAGCAAUGCCGACAAAAGUACAGAGGAGAUCGAAGAGAUGCUGUCCCGCAUUCCAAACCAAAAGGCCGAAACAGAACCAGACAACUCAGAAAGCAACCCGGAAAUUGCAUUGUUCCAGCAAUUGCUGAAGAUGCAACAACAGGGAAGCGGAAUUCCUGCCGCAGGAAACGGCUUCGGAUCCCAGUCUCCAGACGCCAGCACGUCAGACCUCUUCACCUCAUUGCUCAACAGUGAUAGAAACACUACAGCAGCUGCUACGGCUGCUGGCCAAGGCUCGGGCGGCUUUGUAGACGAAAGCGUCCUAAAAUAUCACCAGUAUAAGGUCUCCAAGUUAAAAUCGUACAUCACCUUGCUCAAAUGGACUAUUCUCACGCCAUACGUCUACUUCAUCAUGCACCCAAACCCAGCGGCCACCACCAUCGGCCAGUACUCUAGCAUAGCCUCGCAAUUGCUCGAAAAGUCCAAUUUCUUUUCGAUAUUCACCGGCCUAGAGGUUAUCUUCAUAUCCAUCUACUACCAAAUGUUGAAGAAACUACAAAGAAAGAACAACGUCACACCAACGAAAAAUGCUGGCGGCAUAGUAAAAUAUUUGUCCAUGAUACCAGAGGGAAUUUUGCCCAUCAAAAACGUCCAAGGGAAAAUUGGGCUUGCCUUGGAAUACUUUGACGUGUUCUCCAUGUACGUUACCGACAUAUGUUUUGUAGUCGUGCUAUUUGGUUUGAUGAAGCACUUCCAUGCAUCCUUCCCCGCUGUUGCUACCACUAUAGAGGAACCAAUUGUUAAUGUCAUUAACUAA